Oryzias latipes (Japanese medaka) is the source of this 3195-nucleotide messenger RNA. RefSeq names its product nuclear receptor binding protein 1 (gene nrbp1). Gene Ontology annotation, molecular function: ATP binding; protein kinase activity. The record is from RefSeq and is a predicted model, not a curated record. Lineage: Eukaryota; Metazoa; Chordata; Actinopteri; Beloniformes; Adrianichthyidae. Gene Ontology annotation, biological process: protein phosphorylation.
AGGAGCAGCAUUCAUCUGGAAGUUGUCGCCAUCAGCGGUGGCUAAAUAUUGAGCGAGCUCUUUAAGACAGUCAGCUGUUGUGUUUGACGACAUUCAGUUCACAUAUUUUUGUUUUUUGAUGUCGACUUUCUUUUGUAAUAUUAAUAAUCAGUAAACGCGUUUUGUGUUGUUUUAUCACAGUGGCAGCAGAAGCACACAUCUAUAAAUUAAGUGUUACCGAAGUAGCGACACGCAGUUCCGCUGAGAACCCGGUCAGAUUUAAGGCUAACGGAGCUUAGCAGCCUUCUGGGGGUUGGUCUGUCAAGGUGGAAAUCUGAUAAACUGGAGCUGGCAUCGACACAUUCCCCAACUUUAGCAGGCUGCAGAGCCCGACAGCGAAUAUGUCCGAGGGAGAGAGCAAACACGGCCCGGACAGCGGCCAGGAAGUGAAGCCGGAGUCCGCGGCCGCUGCGCCUGCAGGCCAAGGCGUGUCAUCCGUGUCCCCCCCGGUGUCCAUGGUGACCCAGCCUCCGGCUGCCAACACGGAGGAUGAAGAAGAGGAGAGUGAGGAUGAGUCGGAGAUUUUGGAGGAAAGCCCUUGUGGACGCUGGCAGAAACGCAGAGAAGAAGUGAAUCAGCGCAACGUCCCCGGUAUUGAUAAUGCAUAUUUGGGCAUGGACACGGAAGAAGGAGUGGAGGUGGUGUGGAAUGAGGUCAUGUUCUCAGAGAGGAAGAACUUUAAGCUGCAGGAGGAAAAAGUCAAAGCUGUUUUCGACAAUUUGAUCCAACUGGAACAUUUGAACAUCGUGAAGUUCCACAAAUACUGGGCAGAUGUCAAGGAAAACAGAGCCAGGGUCAUUUUCAUCACUGAGUACAUGUCCUCAGGAAGCCUCAAACAGUUUCUGAAGAAGACAAAGAAAAAUCACAAAACCAUGAAUGAAAAGGCCUGGAAGCGUUGGUGCACGCAGAUUCUCUCUGCUCUCAGCUACCUGCACUCCUGUGAUCCUCCUAUCAUCCACGGCAACCUGACCUGUGACACCAUCUUCAUCCAGCACAAUGGCCUCAUCAAGAUUGGCUCUGUUGCUCCGGACACCAUCAACAACCACGUGAAAACCUGUCGGGAAGAGCAGAAGAGCCUUCACUUCUUUGCUCCAGAAUAUGGAGCUGUUGCCAACGUUACCACAGCGGUGGAUAUUUAUUCCUUUGGAAUGUGCGCCUUAGAGAUGGCUGUGUUGGAAAUCCAGAGUAACGGAGAUUCCUCCUACGUGUCCCAAGAAGCCAUAAACAGUGCCAUUCAGUCGCUAGAGGACCCAUUGCAGCGGGAAUUCAUCCAGAAGUGUCUGGAAGUCGAUCCCAGCAAACGACCCACAGCCAAGGAGCUGCUGUUCCACCAGGCCUUGUUCGAGGUACCAUUACUGAAGCUACUGGCUGCACACUGCAUCGUCAGCCACCAGCACAUGAUUCCAGAAAACGCGUUAGAGGAGAUGACGAAGAACAUGGACCCAAACCUGGUUAUUGUUGAAGCUAAGAAUGGCGUCCAGAUGAAGCUCUCCCAGUUUCCUGCCCUCGAGCUGGACAAAUUUUUAGAAGACGUGAGGAAUGGCAUUUAUCCUCUGACCGCGUUCGGGAUUCCGUGUCCACAGCAGCCUCAGCAGGAGGCCGUCAAGUCACCCAUAGUCCCCCCCUCAGUAAAGUCCCCGACCCCUGAACCUGCAGAGGUGGAGACGAGGAAGGUCCUUCAGAUGCAGUGUAAUAUUGAGCCCGUUGAUGAGGGCACAAAGCAUCAUCUCACCUUGUUGUUAAAACUUGAGGAUAAACUGAACAGGCACUUGAGCUGUGACUUGUUACCAAAUGAGAAUGUGCAGGAGCUGGCGGUGGAGCUCUUUCAGCUGGGAUUCAUCAGUGAGGGCGACCAGCCGCGACUCGCGUCCGUUCUCGAAGAGGCCUUCUCCAAGUUUUACAGCCGAAACGGUUCUCUGAAUCCGGUGACGGUCUCGUCGUAGCCCAGGACUCAGGCCUUCCCUCAGCACCUCCUCGGGCUCCUCAACAGGACUAGCUUUUUGCUCCAUGAGUUGCCGGAAGAAGCUUUGCGUGGACCGGGGGAGGAAGCCUUGAUCUGACUGCAGAUCCUGCCGCCUGUCCUUGUAUCUUCUAGCGGGAAAAGCUGCCACUAAGUGGUUUUCGCUUUCUAUAUAUAUUUUUUUUCACUCAGUACAGCCAUCUGCUUCUCUUUGGAAAGAGGAAAUUCUAGUUACAACUUAACAGAAAAUACGAGCGUCCUCACUGUUUGGCUUAUUUCCUUACAUCAUAUAGAAACAGUAGAAAUAAGCAAAAUUAAACGAGUGAGGAAUAUUUUCCUUUAAGUCAGUGUUAUAAUUGUAUUUUAAAAGUUUUUACCUGAAAUUGUUUGCUAGUUGUCUGUCCUGCAUACCGGCAUGUGUUACGGUGUUGUGAGGUGAAGUCUGGUGGGUCUGACUUUUUGUCUUGAGCAACGAGGGAGGUGUCUGCCAACCUGGCGUUUGUGUCACCUAAAGAAUUCAACAAUCGCACAACAAAAAACUCAAGAGGCAACACAAUCUGAAACCAUUUGGACCGCCGCGAGUGCGUUCCUCGCUCCCAGCGCCAAGAGGCCGGUGUUUGAAUGUACGAAUCAUACUGAAAUUAGUGGAGUAAGUAGAAUGUUUCACCAAUCAGAGCUUUCUCACUGAUAUUGUUUGGAGAUGCAUUUCAGCGGUUGGAUCUUCUUUGGCGUCUACAUGGAAAGUGAUGCGUGGAAUAAACUUGCUUCUGGAGUUGGCUCUGUUCUCCAAUUUUCAGAUCUGUUUUUUUUUUUCGGUUCUUGGCUGAAAUCCUGUGCAUCAGCUUUGCCUCUUAAGUUGCAGGCUCAGACCACUCGUAUCCGUCAACUGUCUAGGGAUCUCUGCUAGUUUGCACAUAUGUAACACUGCUGUUGGAAAUGUCCCGUGGCCUCCGAGCUCAUGCACACCAACAGGAGUGAUUUAGGAAAAAAGCAGAGGACUUAUCGAAAGAUGGAAUCUCGUCGUCAAUGCUGUGACUAGUUGCUGAUGGGGGUUUUGUAAAUAAGGCGUGGGACUGCCUGGCAUGCUCGUAACCAUCCCAAACACUGUAUGCUGGACACUUCUGUCUCCACACGGCUUUUACUCCCCACAAAACCCCUUUUUUCCAACUUCCUUCAAUUAAAAAAAAACAAAAACC